CUGCUCGUCAAUUGGAGGAGGCAUGAUGCAUCACGUUUCUUUUAUUUGCUUAAAUUAUUUUGGUCAACAGAGUCGGUAGUUUUGACAACCCAACUCUUGGCACAGGUCUGAUCUCUCUCAUCUCUGCUUUCUAUACCGAUGCUCUUUGUAACCUUUUUCUUUCAAACAACUUAAUUUUGGACUUUCUACAGCAGUAAUGGUCACUAAAAUAAUACUCAGGAUCGCCCAAGUGGUUGCCAAUUUGGUCGCCCAUAAAUUCUUAAUUAUUGCUUUUUAAGUCAACAUGUUCCAUAAUUUGGAAAACCUAAAUAUUUAAUGACAUUUGACCUUUAAAUUUAUAAAACCCAAUUCUCAGGUGGUCUAUCUGCACCUCGAUUCUCUAAUCUGUCCCUUUUUAACCUAUUAUUUAUGCAAAAAUAAUCCUAAUUCAUGAAUUAAAAUCCAUAAUUUAUAAUAAGUCGAGCAGGUAUGAGCACUUCUAUUGGAGAGGUUGGCAAUUAUUUUAUAGAAGAAAUCAUUCUCAUCCAUUUGGUUUGCUAGGAAUUAGGCUUGAAGCAUAUCCUAGUCAUGACGCCUUUUAUGAUAUGUACAUGAACUAAAGUACAGAAAAGCAGACAUAUUAUUUUUGAAUUGAAAUCCAUUUGCCAUUUGGAAGCUUUUAACCAAUAUUCCAACGCCCCUGCACCGAUAACAUUGACCUCAAAACCAAGUAUUAUUCUAUAUAAUAAUCCCAAACCAGUUCCAUAAGAAACCCAAUUCACCAUCUCCUACUUAAAAAGCCUUUCAUGGAGUUCGAUUGCAGUACUCUUCAAUCCAAUAUGGCCAUGAACACAUAUGAUCAUCACCACUAUCUUGAAGUAGUUGAAGAUGGCGAGCAUGAUAGUAAUGAUAUUCUCUAUGCAGAAAUCAGGAGACAGAUUUUGCUUUUGACAGCAGAUGAGGAUGAAGAUUUUCAGAAAACCAGACGGAGAAACUCCUCUGGUGUUGCCAAAGGAAGAAGCUCAAAAAACAGCUUAACUUCUGCUUGUAGUUACCCUGCUAUAUUACAACCUGGAAGCUAUUUCAACUGGGGGGAAAAUGAGGAUGCUAAUUCAGUACCUGCGUGGCUCCUGAACCUGUGGAAAAAUGGCAAUGGAACAGGAGUUUUCAUCCCUCAGAUUGUCAAAUCCAGAACUUAUUGUAAGCCAGGUCGGAUGAAUAAAAGAAUGUACAAGCGGGUGGAGAACAUGUAUCGUGAACAAAUCAAGAGUCGAAGAACCCAGAAAUAGAAUCUACCUCAUCAUGGAAGAUGCAUGCCAAUAUGACAGGAUUGAAAGAAAACAACUACAUAGGAUGGUCUAAAACAUAGAGUGCAUGCAGAUCAAUAUUGUAAUGUUGAAAUAAAAUCAACUGCUGCAACAGUGGCAGCUAGCGCCUCUGGAAAAUCCUACCUCAUUAUUCAAGACUCCAUAGCAACAUGAUAAUGAAACGGAAUGGUUUGUAAAUGAUCUAAAGCAGCAGAUCUCUCUGAUGGAAGCAAAAUAAAGGUUUUCAGGCAUUAUGCCGGAAUCACAGCAUAUUUCCAUUAA
Molecule: messenger RNA, 1568 nt
Organism: Carya illinoinensis
Lineage: Eukaryota; Viridiplantae; Streptophyta; Magnoliopsida; Fagales; Juglandaceae
Exons: 2
Coding region: 786-1268 (160 amino acids)
Source: RefSeq, a predicted model, not a curated record